GGUCAUAUUCCCCAGGCCAACAGACCGACUACGAACUGGUGAUCGCAGCACCCCUUUACCUUUUGUUUUCGAGGUGAGGCGGUUGAGGCAGAGGGUCGAGAUAACGUGACAAGCCACCCAGUAGCGUGUUUUUAACAAAUUUAUUUCUGGGGCGACGGCGGAAAGGCGGGACGCGAUUCGGAGCCUCUGCUGCGUCCGUCCAGGAUAACAAGCUUCAUAUAAAUAUCCUGGAAUAACCUUUCACACUCACUCAUUGCCAAAUCACUCCUCAAUUCGAACUGAUUACUUCCCAGAAACUCGCCACAACAUGUCGGAAACGGCCACACGCCCAGACGAUGAGGGCCGUCGUGUGGGAGUGCACGCCGUUGGGGUGGCAGUUUGCGACGUGCCCAAGCCGACGAUCCGGUUGCUGAGGACACCAUCAUGCGGGAUGAUGACGGCCGGGGUUUGCGGGUCUGAUGUGUACAUAGACCGCAGCUUCUUUGGCAGUUCGACGCCGCCGUGGGGCCUGAGCGAAGAAGUCGUCGGGAUCAUGGCCGCGGUCGGCGGCGCCACGGAGCCGUUCAAGGUCGGCGACGGGCUGCUGACACCCGCUUUCCCUUUAAUGGACGUGGACCCGACUUUUCUGACCUGGGUCGGUGUCAAGAUGAGUGGCUUGCCAUCAAAUGGCGCCGGCGACGACACCGGCGGCACCGAGGAGGCAAAGCAGGACGAGGCUAGUGGCCUAGGUAAAUCCCCGACUAAUUAAUAGCCAUAAAGAUGCAACGGCGCCGUUGAGAUAGAGAAACCUGCCAGUGUGAGUGUCACCUUAGCAUACGGCCUUGGUAGCGGGCCGACCAGCGGUUUAUUUGUGCGCAUUGCUGAUCUGACAACAUGCGUCCUAG
This is a messenger RNA of Lasiosphaeria miniovina, 884 nucleotides long. RefSeq lists its product as uncharacterized. The transcript has 2 exons. Lineage: Eukaryota; Fungi; Ascomycota; Sordariomycetes; Sordariales; Lasiosphaeriaceae. The record is from RefSeq and is a predicted model, not a curated record. The coding region runs from base 308 to 748 and encodes 146 amino acids.